AUGUCUGGCACAGCGGCGGACAUCUCACUGGUACACUGGCGACAACAGUGGCUGGAGAAUGGCACCUUGUACUUUCACGUCUCCAUGAGCAGCUCUGGGCAGCUGGCCCGGGCCACCGCCCCCACACUCCAGGAGCCCUCAGAGAUUGUAGAGGAGCAGAUGCACAUUCUCCACAUUUCCGUGAUGGGCGGCCUUAUCGCACUGCUGCUUCUCCUGCUCGUGUUCACCGUGGCCCUGUAUGCCCAGCGGCGCUGGCAGAAGCGGCACCGCAUCCCCCAGAAGAGUGCAAGCACAGAAGCCACUCAUGAGAUCCACUACAUCCCCUCAGUGCUACUUGGUCCCCAGGCCCGGGAGAGCUUCCGCUCCUCCCGGCUGCAAGCCCACAAUUCUGUCAUUGGCGUGCCCAUCCGAGAGACCCCCAUCCUCGAUGACUAUGACUAUGAGGAGGAUGAGGACCUGCCCCGGCGGGCCAACCACCUCUCCCGUGAGGACGAGUUUGGCAGCCAGGUGACCCACACCCUGGACAGCCUGGGCCGGCCAGGGGAAGAGAAGGUGGACUUUGAGAAGAAAGCAGCAGCAGAGGCGACGCAGGAGACAGUGGAGUCCCUGAUGCAGAAGUUCAAGGAGAGUUUCCGCACUAACACGCCCAUCGAGAUCGGUCAGCUCCAGCCAGCUCCACGCAGCAUGUCAGCAGGGAAGCGGAGGCGGAGGAGCAAGUCUCGAGGUGGGAUCAGCUUUGGGAGAACCAAAGGGACAUCGGGGUCAGAGGCAGACGAUGAAACACAGCUGACAUUUUACACGGAGCAGUACCGCAGCCGGCGCCGCAGCAAAGGUUUACUGAAAAGCCCAGUGAACAAGACGGCCCUGACGCUGAUUGCUGUAAGCUCCUGCAUCCUAGCCAUGGUGUGUGGCAGCCAGAUGUCUUGUCCACUCACUGUGAAGGUGACUCUGCAUGUCCCUGAGCACUUCAUCGCAGACGGGAGCAGCUUCGUGGUAAGUGAAGGGAGCUACCUGGACCUUGGAGUAUGGGUGAACCUGGCCAAGAUUUCCUGGUUCCAGCCACAGCCUAGCAUAGGAGAGUGCAGUUGUCAUGAAGGAUUUGCCCCUGACCCCAUCCACAGACAUCUUUGUGUGCGCAGUGACUGGGGACAGAGUGAAGGGCCUUGGCCUUACACAACACUUGAGAGAGGCUAUGAUCUUGUGACAGGGGAACAAGCCCCUGAGAAGAUUCUCAGGUCUACUUUCAGCUUGGGCCAAGGACUCUGGCUUCCUGUCAGCAAAAGCUUUGUGGUUCCACCUGUGGAGCUGUCUAUCAACCCCCUGGCCAGCUGUAAGACUGAUGUGCUCGUCACAGAAGACCCUGCAGAUGUCAGGGAAGAAGCGAUGCUGUCCACGUACUUUGAAACCAUCAAUGACCUGCUGUCCUCCUUUGGGCCAGUUCGUGACUGCUCUCGGAACAACGGGGGCUGCACUCGCAACUUCAAGUGUGUGUCUGACCGCCAGGUGGACUCUUCAGGAUGUGUGUGUCCCGAAGAGCUGAGGCCCAUGAAGGACGGCUCGGGCUGCUAUGACCACUCCAAAGGCAUCGACUGCUCCGACGGCUUUAACGGUGGUUGUGAGCAGCUGUGCCUGCAGCAGACACUGCCUUUGCCCUACGAUGCCACCUCCAGCACCAUCUUCAUGUUCUGCGGUUGUGUGGAGGAGUACAAGCUGGCUCCUGAUGGAAAAUCCUGCCUAAUGCUCUCAGAUGUCUGCGAAGGCCCCAAGUGCCUCAAACCUGACUCAAAAUUCAACGACACCCUCUUUGGAGAGAUGCUGCAUGGUUACAACAACCGGACCCGGCAUGUGGACCAAGGCCAAGUCUUCCAGAUGACCUUCAGGGAGAACAACUUCAUCAAGGACUUCCCCCAGCUGGCCGACGGGCUGUUGGUGAUCCCGCUGCCGGUGGAGGAGCAGUGCCGCGGGGUCCUCUCCGAGCCCCUCCCCGACCUCCAGCUGCUCACCGGAGACAUCAGGUACGACGAGGCCAUGGGUUACCCCAUGGUGCAGCAGUGGCGGGUCCGGAGCAACCUCUACCGCGUGAAGCUCAGCACCAUCACCCUCUCGGCAGAGUUCACCAAUGUCCUCAAGAUCCUGACCAAGGAGAGCAGUCGGGACGAGCUGUUGUCCUUCAUCCAGCACUAUGGCUCCCACUACAUCGCAGAGGCACUUUAUGGCUCAGAGCUCACCUGCAUCAUCCAUUUCCCCAGCAAGAAGGUCCAGCAACAGCUGUGGCUCCAGUAUCAGAAAGAAACCACAGAGCUGGGCAGCAAGAAGGAGCUGAAGUCCAUGCCCUUCAUCACCUACCUCUCUGGUCUGCUGACGGCUCAGAUGCUAUCAGAUGACCAGCUCAUCUCAGGGGUGGAGAUCCGCUGUGAGGAGAAGGGCCGCUGUCCAUCCACCUGCCACCUCUGCCGCCGGCCAGGCAAGGAGCAGCUGAGCCCUACACCGGUGCUGCUGGAAAUCAACCGUGUGAUACCACUUUACACCCUCAUCCAAGACAACGGCACGAAGGAGGCCUUCAGGAGUGCACUGAUGAGCUCCUACUGGUGCUCAGGGAAAGGGGACGUGAUUGAUGACUGGUGUAGAUGUGACCUCAGCGCCUUUGAUGCCAAUGGGCUCCCCAACUGCAGCCCCCUUCCACAGCCGGUGCUGCGGCUGUCCCCAACAGUGGAACCUUCCAGCACCGUGGUCUCUUUGGAGUGGGUAGAUGUUCAGCCAGCUAUUGGGACCAAGGUCUCUGACUAUAUUCUGCAGCACAAGAAAGUGGACGAAUACACAGAUACUGACCUCUACACAGGAGAAUUCCUGAGUUUUGCUGAUGACUUACUCUCUGGCCUGGGCACAUCUUGCGUAGCAGCUGGUCGAAGCCAUGGGGAGGUCCCUGAAGUCAGUAUCUACUCGGUCAUCUUCAAGUGUCUGGAGCCUGAUGGUCUCUACAAGUUUACUCUGUAUGCUGUGGAUACACGGGGGCGGCACUCAGAGCUCAGCACAGUGACUCUGAGGACAGCCUGUCCGCUAGUGGAUGACAACAAGGCAGAAGAGAUAGCUGACAAGAUCUACAAUCUGUACAAUGGGUACACAAGUGGAAAGGAGCAGCAGACUGCCUAUAACACGCUGAUGGAAGUCUCAGCUUCUAUGCUGUUUCGAGUCCAGCAUCACUACAACUCUCACUAUGAAAAGUUUGGAGACUUUGUCUGGAGGAGUGAGGAUGAGCUGGGGCCCAGGAAGGCCCACCUGAUCCUGCGGCGGCUGGAAAGGGUGAGCAGUCACUGCUCCAGCCUCCUGCGAAGCGCCUACAUCCAGAGCCGCGUGGACACUGUGCCCUAUCUUUUCUGCCGCAGUGAAGAGGUCCGGCCUGCAGGCAUGGUCUGGUACAGCAUCCUCAAGGACACCAAAAUCACAUGCGAGGAGAAGAUGGUGUCCAUGGCCCGAAACACGUACGGGGAGUCCAAGGGCCGGUGAGGGAGGGUGCUGCCCUCUGUGAGCACAGAGACUCUCCACGGGAAGGGGAGCAGGACAUAUGUGGAUCCUGGGGCCGGAUGGGCUGGGGGACAGCUGAGGAUGGGCCUGGCCAAUGACGAUCGCCAGCAAGGCCAAAGCAAACCCUUUUUUUUUUUUUUUCCCCCUGUGGAUAGUGGACAGAGAACUUUGUAACCACUGGAAUUAUUCAUUUUUCUCUCUUUUAUUUUUUCCUAAGAUAUUAUUUGGCUCUAUCAAAGUCUCUCCUUUUUAACCUUUUCUUGUGGAUGGUGGUCAAUCCGGAGGCAGGAGCUUUCAGGUGGAGACCAAAUGGCCUUUCCUCUUCUUUCUCCCUCCUGCUUAAGUCAGCCUUCUACCAGCCAUAGAGCCCUGGAGGACACUUUGAGGAGACAGUUUGACCUCUUCAGCAUCAGGAAGGAAGCCCCAAGGAUUGUUGCAGUGAGGAAGCUUGGGUCUUUAGGACUUUUUUUUUUUUUUUUUUUGAGGGUACUGAAUUUGCAGGACCCCUGCCUCUUCCUGCUACCUGUGGGUCUGACUCAGAGUCCCUACAGGACUUCCCAUGCAUUAAAAAUUCCUAUUGUCUCUCUUU
Molecule: messenger RNA, 4111 nt
Organism: Orycteropus afer afer
Lineage: Eukaryota; Metazoa; Chordata; Mammalia; Tubulidentata; Orycteropodidae
Source: RefSeq, a predicted model, not a curated record